This is a messenger RNA of Aspergillus pseudoviridinutans, 1836 nucleotides long. RefSeq names its product Hsp70 family protein. The record is from RefSeq and is a predicted model, not a curated record. The transcript is spliced from 10 exons. The coding region runs from base 1 to 1836 and encodes 611 amino acids. Gene Ontology annotation, molecular function: ATP binding; ATP-dependent protein folding chaperone. Lineage: Eukaryota; Fungi; Ascomycota; Eurotiomycetes; Eurotiales; Aspergillaceae.
AUGUCUUACGAUAGAGCAAUCGUCAGCAAGCUUAGCUCGCUUGCCCUCGACUCCAAGCACAAGAUAAUCGUGGGGGUCGACUAUGGCACCACGUUCACAGGAGCGAGCUACGUGAGCUCCAAAGGAAGCGGUUUAAGCGAUAUCAUACUUAUCAGCACCUGGCCCGGUCCCUCGAGGGAUACCGAGACCGUCUUCAAGGCGCCGUCCCGGAUUGCAUAUGCCGCCGAAAACAAUUCACGUGUUACAACGAAUCGCUGGGGUUACCAGGUCGAGCCUGGGAUGUCAUCAUACUCUUGGACAAAAUUGCUGCUGGACCAGGGCGCCCCUCUAACUCAAUAUGAUGAUAGUACCCUUGAAACCGCUUCCAAGACUGGCAUUCUGAAACUGCCAGAAGGGAAAUCAGCGGUUGAUGUCGUUGCUGACUAUUUAUCCGAAGUUUAUCAGCAUAUACUCAAAACUAUCUCCAAAAAUAUCACAGAGGCAGACCUGCUUAUCACUCCACUCGAGUUUUGGUUCACUGUCCCUGCCAUUUGGUCUGAUCGGGCACUGGAUGCUACAAGGACUGCUGCUCAACGGGCUGGCUUUGGGAAAACUUCCCUGCGGCCAAUGGACCAGAUAUUUCUGAUCAGCGAGCCGGAAGCAGCGGCGGUCACAGCGCUGAAGAAGUACACAACCAGUAGUAUGGGAGGAUCUGUCAAGGCAGGAGAUGGAGUUCUUGUCUGCGACUGUGGCGGUGGCACUGUGGACAUUACUACAUAUUUGGUCCUGGAGGUCUUCCCAAAACUGAAGUUCGAGGAACUGUGCACAGGAAUCGGAGGCAAGUGCGGGUCAACCGCAGUCGACCGCAACUUCUACAAGCUGAUGUCGGACCGUUUCGGCGAUGCAUUCGACAACUUACCCACGAAACGAAAGGGCCCUGGCAGUGAAUUUAUGAAAAAAUUUGAGAUCAUCAAGAGAGACUUUGGAAAUUCUGACGAAGAGACCACUUUCGAGUUGCCUCUGAAUAUGACAGUGGCUAACCCAGAUCCAGAGUUCUUCGAUGAAGAGGAGCGAUUAGUCCUUAUUUCCAGUGCUGACUUGCGUUCCAUCUUUGAUCCUGUCAUAGAGCAAAUCGUCAGUCUAGUCCGACAGCAGAUCGCUGAUGCUAGAAAGGAGACUGGCAAAGAUAUCAUUAAUAGAAUAGUUUUGGUUGGCGGAUUUGGCGACUCCGAGUAUCUUCGCAAAGCCUUCAGAACUUCGUUUGGGUCUACGGGCAAGAUCACUAUCACCGUCCCUGAUAGUCCACAAGCUGCCAUUGUCCAAGGAGCUGCACUACGUGGUUUGGAGGGUCUCCAAUCAACGACGAAGCGAUGCCGUCGACACUACGGCUUCAGUUGGGGCAACCGCUUCCGUGCUGGAAUCGACAGUGAACGUAAUGCCUACUAUGAUUCCUAUAGUGGCAAAAAGAUGGUGUCUGGCAUCAUGAAAUGGAUGAUUGCUAAGGGAGCCACAUACACGGAUAAUUACACGAACACCGUAACAGUAUACCGUACGCACUAUGAAGAUUCGACGCUGAGGAAAUUCGACACAUUUUACGCAUGCGAUAUGGCGGAAGCUCCGGAGCGGCAGGAAGACAGAGCUGUGUAUACGGUUGGCGACAUCAUUGUGGACUUUUCCAAUGUGGACUUGGCGAUGUUUCCAUCGAAAGUGAUCAAGGACGAGCGCGUGUAUAAACUCAGCUAUGAGCUUAAAGUCACCUUUGGUGCGCGUGAGGGUGUGCUCAAGUUCGAAGCCCUUAGCCAGGGGCAGACUAUUGGUGAGACAAGCAUCAAUUUUAGCGCAGCCAAGUAUUAUUGA